Messenger RNA from Anastrepha obliqua, 4053 nucleotides. It is a transcript of the gene cos, whose product is annotated as kinesin-like protein costa. Gene Ontology annotation, molecular function: microtubule binding; microtubule motor activity; ATP binding. The record is from RefSeq and is a predicted model, not a curated record. The transcript has 4 exons. NCBI's taxonomy places the organism in Eukaryota, Metazoa, Arthropoda, Insecta, Diptera, Tephritidae. The coding region runs from base 106 to 3855 and encodes 1249 amino acids. Gene Ontology annotation, biological process: mitotic spindle organization; microtubule-based movement.
AUUAAAUUAAUUGGCAUAUACACACAAUAAAAUUAGUUCAUAACAAUGAACCAAUACACCGAAAUGUCAUUAAAAUAACUUUGUGUACAAUAAAGACAUCCGAAAAUGAUGGAAAUUCCGAUACAAGUAGCCGUGCGUAUCUACCCCUGUUUACAACCGGCUGCAACAAUACCUAUAGAAGCACCACCACCAUCAGCUGGAAAUGUUGUACAUACGAAAUCAAAUACAGGAUCAGAUGAACAUCUCCAAUUAGCAACGCAAAAAGAUGAUAAUGGAAAUUUCAAUUCAAAUACAGUCCGCGAAAAGACAGAGACGCUCGCACAAGAUGAGUCGUCUGCCACCGAAAAUAUAUUCUGUGUGCAGGCCAUUCCAAUGGCCGCACCAGGUUUUCUAAAUACGGCACCAACAGCUCUGCCUGGACAAUUAGACAAUGGCAUAGCUGCCGGUCUAAUGCAGGUGGGACCCCAUUCAUUCCCAGUAACUCAUGCGCUCCCAAUGGACUGCACACAAAGUCAAAUUUACCAUCAAACUGUAUUUCCACUGAUUAGUUUGUUUAUGGAGGGUUUCGAUGCUUCAGUGGUAACUUAUGGUCAAAGAGGAACUGGUAAGACAUACACUCUCUACGGGCCUAAUUUGGACUGUGUAUACAGUGAUGCCGGACAAGGUGUGGUGCAGAGAUGUGUGCGGGAAAUUUUCGCACAUAUGGAAAAUCAUCCAGAACGUACUUAUGCUAUUAAUAUUGGCUGGGUUGAAAUAAUCGACGAUGUUAUACACGAUCUCUUGGGCGUGGGAAAUAUACAUUGUGAUAGUAUCACUGAUGUUUUUCACUGGCUACAAUUGGGUUUAACUGCUAAACAGCGGCCAACAAAUCAAUCAGAUGAUGCGCCAAUUACGCAUACACUUUUUACGCUCACGCUUGAACAACAAUGGGUUUCAAAAGAAGGUCUCAUUCAACAUCGCCUUUCUACGGCUAGUUUUUCUGAUUUAUGCGGCACGGAUCGAAUUUUCAUGUUGAACGCACUGGAUCAACCCACUAGCUUGCCCAAGGAUGCAGGUCUUCAAACUUUGGAGCAAGUGGUAAACACCCUCACUGAUCCGGCACUUAUGUAUGGGGCCAAUGGGAAUAUACCAUAUAAUCAAACGACAUUGACCACACUUUUGAAAGAUUCCUUCGGCGGGCGGGCGCAAACGCUGCUAAUUUUGUGCGUUUCCCCAUUAGAACGAGAUUGCAAUGAAACUAUUUGUAAUUUGCAAUUUGCUUUCAAAGUGCAAUGUGUGCGAAACUAUGUAAUUAUGAAUACGUUUUCUGAUGAUAACACACCCAUAUCGCCAGAGACAGUAAUGCCUGAACUACCUGGAGCCAGUGUACGUGGCGUGCCAGUGGGAGCGGACACAUUUGGAUUACAGUUUGCAGCAAGUCAGUGGUACAAAUUGGUGUCGAAUGCCGAAGGUCUCUUCUCCAAAUUAGCUACCUCCAACGCUGUCACUGAAUUGGAUAAAGAACAAAUUGAAGAAUGGCUUUUUCUCAAGCAGGAAUGCGAGGAAUGUUUAAGCUCUGCGGAAGCUAUACGUUCACAAAAGCAAUUGGUCCCUAUACAGGAAGCAGAUGAGCCGGAGGAGGCAAUGAGCGAACCAGAAACCUCACUGCAACAAAAUUCGGACAAUGAAUCGGACUGUGAAUCUCAACGCCCUGAUUUGAUGGAGAAAUUAGAGGCGCUUAUGGAGGAAUUGCGCCUAAAGACAGAUACAUUAAUAGAGGACAAAUAUAAAGAAUUUAUACAAAACCAACCCAAAGCGGUUAUGGAGAGUCAAGAGAGUGCAAGACAUAAAGAGUCAGCAAAUAGCAUGGAAUUGGUGCUGAGCGAGCAACGUGCACCGAAUGAAAAGUUAGACGAACGUAAGGCAUCCAUUGGUGGACGGCGGCGGUCAAUACAGCCUGGCGCCAGUCUCUCAAGUGCUGAGAUUGCGAUGCUCAAUCGCGUGGCUUCACGUGAACAAGCAGUACCUAAAGUAGCCGAUAAUUUCCUCGAGGGCUCAGGUGACCUGCAAAAUGCCUCACAGUUGCGUGCUGCAAUCAAUUCGCCCUUAGAGAAUAUACAGAAGAAAUUGCGCAAAUUAGAUACAGAUAUCGAAGCACGGCAAAAUCAAAUUCAGGAAGUAGAACAAACCAUGCAGUUGAAGCAGAAUAUUAUAACCGAACUUGUCAAAAACAGUGACACCCGUUCGACCGCCAAGCAGCGAUUUCAUAAGAAAAAGUCUAAACUAGAGUCCGAGUAUGAGAAGACUAAAAAACAAUUGGCCAAAGCAAUAGUGCAGGGAAAGGACAAAUCUGAAGUGGAACGUUUGCGGUCUUUAAUUGCUCACAUAGAACAUCGCUUGCAAGACCUCGCUUCGAUGAAGCACAUCGCCGGCGAAAGUGGACAAAAGGUGAAGAAAUUGCAACAGUCGAUACAUGAAUCCAAAAAACUCAUCGACGAUCUACAAAAGAAACUUAAGAAAGAUCGUAAGCAACGCGAACAAUUAGAGCACGAAUUGAAAGCGCUCAAAGAGAAGGAAAAUAAUGGUAACGGCAACAGCAAAGCACUGGUGAAGUUAGACUCGCACGCACCGCACGGUGGUUCCAACAGCGUCGAAGAUGUGGAACGCGGCAAAAACCUUAAAGAAGUACAAGCCCGCAUAUCGCAUUUGGAUCAUGUGUUGCGCGAGAAAUCGGAGAAUCUGGAGCAAUAUGGCGAUAACGCCGAGGGCGCUGGCGAGAAAGAGGGACUGCGACAUGAGAUACGCAAUCUACGACGCACACGCGAUCACUUACUCGAGCAACGCUGCACGCUCGAUCGCAAGCUAAAGCGCGACAAAAUGCUCUCGCAUCGUGAAGAGCGUAAGCUACUCGAAUGCGAUGAGGCCAUUGAAGCCAUCGACGCGGCUAUUGAAUUCAAAAACGAACUCAUCUGCGGACACAAAUCGAUUGAUACCAGCGAACGACUACAGCGUGAGAAGGGCGAGCAAAUGCUGAUGGCACGCCUCAACAAACUCUCGCCGGAGGAAAUGCGCACGUUGCUGUACAAGUAUUUCACUAAGGUGAUUGAUUUGCGCGACUCAUCGCGCAAACUUGAAGUACAGUUAAUGCAGCUAGAACGAGAACGCGAUGCUUGGGAGUGGAAGGAGCGCGUGCUGUCGAAUGCAGUGAGACAGGCGCGUCUCGAAGGGGAACGUAAUGCUGUGCUAUUGCAGCGGCAACAUGAAAUGAAGCUCACGCUGAUGUUGCGCCAUCUCGCCGAAGAGACAUCAGCAUCGGCUAGUUCGACAAGUUUCAACGACGCACAACACCAUCAGCAGCAGCAGCAGCAACAUCAACGUUACUUGCGACCCACAAACCUGGCGCUGACACAUCAACAACAACAACUGCAUGCGGCUGGCGGUGCCAUUAACACUUCAUCACAGUAUUCCGACACCGAUCUCGAUUUAGACUUUUACAAGAAUACCACCAUACCGGUGAGUGGUAAAAUUUUGAAGCCGCCCAAGCAUGGCGAAAUGGAAAUUUGUCCACUGCCCGAUGCACUGGCCAAAUACAAACCAUUGGAUAAGUUCAAAGAGAAGGAGCGGGAGUCAAAGAAUAAACUAUUUGCCAAAUUUCAAGUGCUCACACGCUAUGCCGGCCAGUCUGUAACUGCUGCAGCGUCUAAUUGCGCUGCGGCCGAGCAGGUCGGCGGUAGUAGCCGCAAGAAGGACAAGGAGCAGUUGGCGGCGGCCAUACCACAAGAGAACCUAAAACGCUUAAUAUCAACACCACCCGCCACGAAAGUGACGCGUCAAAAGAAUAAAAUUAUCAUACAGGAUGCAACACGUAAGAAUUAAUCGAUGAAUGGGCGAAGAAGAAGUAAGAAUUUAUAGCACGUCAUUUACUUGAAUACAUUUUUUAUUCAGUUGCACAUGAUUUUCGAAGGAUAGAGUAGAGUAAAGAGGAUAAGAUAGUGUCAAAUAUAAUAAUAUGCAGGUUGGAAGAGAAAAAUUACUGAGAAUUUUAGUUUUUUAUUUUUUUAGUUUUUGUUGAAA